UCCAGUUCCAUUCUUGACUUCACAAUACAUUCUUUUGCUGUUCUGUUCAUAGUGUCCGGAUUGUACCAACCUUGUCCAAUACUGUUUUGAGGAAAAAAGAGGUGGUUUCUAUGCAAUUAUGCCUAAGCAAGAGCAAAACAAGUCAGGGAAUGUCUUAAGAUUGCUUGGACGGACGAGAUCUUUUGGUUCUAAAUCGGACGGCCAAUCACGUAAAAGCAUGAGCUGAGUCAAGCGGUCAAUCAACGCAGUACCGUACAUGCAGAGGAAUAUUCCAUGUUAGCGUCGAUGGAGAGCGAGCGAGAGCGACAGUGGGCACGAUGUUGCUUUGACGAAGAAGAAAGAAGAAGGGAGGAGGAGGAUGAGGAGGAGGAGGAGGGAAGGUGAUGGCCAUGGGAGAAGAAGAGGAGCAGCGGAGCCACGCUACGGAGGAGCGUCCCGUCCGGGUCUACGCCGACGGCAUCUACGAUCUCUUCCACUACGGUCACGCCCGUUCCCUCGAGCAGGCCAAGAAGCUGUUUCCUAAUACUUACCUGCUCGUCGGAUGCUGUAAUGAUGAGCUCACGCACAAGUAUAAGGGAAAGACCGUCAUGAAUGAACAGGAGCGCUACGAAUCUCUCCGCCACUGCAAGUGGGUAGAUGAAGUCAUUCCUGAUGCUCCAUGGGUGAUCACACCAGAGUUCCUGGACAAGAACCAAAUCGACUAUAUUGCACACGACUCUCUUCCUUAUGCUGAUGCAAGUGGUGCUGGGAAAGAUGUCUACGAAUAUGUUAAGUCCAUAGGAAAAUUCAAGGAAACAAAGAGGACAAAUGGAAUUUCGACAUCAGAUAUUAUCAUGAGGAUUAUCAAAGAUUACAACAAGUAUGUGAUGCGUAACCUUGCGCGGGGAUACAGCAGAAAGGAUCUAGGUGUUAGCUAUGUGAAGGAAAAGCGACUCAAAGUGAACAUGGGCAUAGAAAGGUUGCGUGAGAAAGUGAAGAAACAGCGGGAAAGAGUGGGAGAGAAGAUCCAAACAGUGGCAAAAACUGCUGGUUAUCAUCGUAACUUAUGGGUAGAGAAUGCUGAUCGGCUCAUAGCUGGUUUUCUAGAGAUGUUUGAAGAACGUUGCCACAAUAUGGUUCUUCUCUGUGAUUAUCAGGGGACAAAAAUUAGGGACCGAAUCCAGGAGCAAUUAAUUGGACAGCAGAUAAGAGGGUUCAUUGACGACAAAGAAGGAGAUGAUGUUGAGGGAUACGAUUACAGUGAAGAGAGCAGUGAAGAUGAAGAAUCCUACAGUGAGGGAGAUGAAGAGAAUAAAGACAAGUAAUACAGGUUGGUUUACUUAUGUGUCGACUGCUCUUAAAGUAAUACAAGUAUGGGUAAUACAUGGACUGCUUGCCUAGAGGCACAGAUGAGCUUGACUAGGUCUUUGUGCUCAAUGGGUGCUUUCUGCCAUUUCUAUUGCAAAGGGAGAAGUUCUCUUUGACCCGUCUGAAUGUAUACCUAUGUGAGGAAUCUGACUAUUUUUAACACUGUGGUUGUGUAUAGAAAUGCUGUGUUUUUUCUUGUCA
Molecule: messenger RNA, 1548 nt
Organism: Syzygium oleosum
Lineage: Eukaryota; Viridiplantae; Streptophyta; Magnoliopsida; Myrtales; Myrtaceae
Product: choline-phosphate cytidylyltransferase 1-like
Exons: 9
Coding region: 384-1304 (306 amino acids)
Biological process (GO): CDP-choline pathway
Molecular function (GO): phosphatidylcholine binding; choline-phosphate cytidylyltransferase activity
Source: RefSeq, a predicted model, not a curated record